AUGGAGGCAAUGGGCACAGACAAACCCGAGAGGAGAGCAGCAGAUGUUGUCAUCAUUGGGGCGGGUCUUAGUGGUUUGACGGCGGCUCGAUCCCUACAAAAGUCAAACGUGGACGUCCUGGUGCUGGAAGCCCGUGGCCGGACUGGGGGUCGCAUGCACACAGUCGAGAACAAAAUGGCCAAGUAUGUUGACCUUGGGGCCGCCUAUGUGGGCCCGGAUCAGAGGCGAGUCCUGAAACUCAUUGAAGAGUUUGGCCUGAAAACUUUCCGGACCAAUGAGAAAGAGGAUUUGGUGUAUUACGGCCAGGGAAAAGCCACCAGGUUCAAGUCGGUAUUUCCACCAGUGGGCAGCUUUCUGUCCUGGCUGGACAUGAACAACAUGUUACGUUUGUUUGAGCAGAUGAGCAAACAGAUCCCACAGACAGCGCCAUGGACGGCUGCACGAGCCAAAGAAUGGGACCAGAUGACAGUUCAACAGUUCAUCAACAAACACGCUUGGACCAAGGCUGGACGAAAUUCUACAAUUCAGUCCCAUCUCCGCAUGAAGUGCUCUCCUCUACACUCUACAGUACAAUCCUCCAUGACGCGUGCACGUCAUCAACGCCACGGAGGGCGGCGCACAGGAACAGAAGGUGGUUGGUGGAACCCAGCAGAUCUGUAA
Molecule: messenger RNA, 660 nt
Organism: Candidula unifasciata
Lineage: Eukaryota; Metazoa; Mollusca; Gastropoda; Stylommatophora; Geomitridae
Source: the annotation of a GenBank genome assembly